This is a messenger RNA of Trypanosoma grayi, 480 nucleotides long. Its product is annotated as calpain-like cysteine peptidase. Bases 1 to 480 code for a protein of 159 amino acids. The transcript has a single exon. Lineage: Eukaryota; Euglenozoa; Kinetoplastea; Trypanosomatida; Trypanosomatidae. The record is from RefSeq and is a predicted model, not a curated record.
AUGGGUUGCGGAGGUAGCAAGGCAAAUGAGGCCAGGGAGGGCGGGGGCACGGACACCUUCAUCAACGGCAAGCCUAGCGAGGAAUUCCCGUAUGACGAGCUUAGGAAGUGCACGGAGCGUGACAAUGGCCUCCUCUUCCGCCUCACCAACUCACAGACCAAACAGUGGGCGUUCUACAACGACUCCAAGGUCUUCGAGUUCCACGUGACGGUGACCUUCUCUACCCGGUGCCGUGUGGAGGCGCUCGGCAGCACAAGCCUCGUGACGGACCCGAACGACAACCGGGCUGUGGCAAAUGUGAUUGUGGGACCGUGCAUGACGGAACCCUUCGUGCAAGGUGAUGUUGACGGCUUCGACGCGGAGUACCAGGCAGUGAUGCUGACGCCGGAGCUCAAGGAGAAGAUAAAGGCAGCAAAGAAGGCCGCAAAGAAGGCCAGCAAGGCUCAGACUGACGAUGACCUUGAAGGCCAGCGUGAGUAA